Molecule: messenger RNA, 1023 nt
Organism: Trichoderma aggressivum f. europaeum
Lineage: Eukaryota; Fungi; Ascomycota; Sordariomycetes; Hypocreales; Hypocreaceae
Exons: 3
Coding region: 1-1023 (340 amino acids)
Biological process (GO): tRNA wobble uridine modification
Cellular component (GO): nucleus; elongator holoenzyme complex; cytosol
Molecular function (GO): tRNA binding
Source: RefSeq, a predicted model, not a curated record
AUGGCUCCCGUGGCAAACUCCCAUGGCCGCUCUCACAGCUUGCUUCUGCUUCAAAGGCUUCUGAAUUUUCGAGAUGCCGCCAGCCCUCUCACUCUCCUCCUCGAUAACCUUGAACAGCCCGCCCACCCAGUCAUCUCAGAGCUCAUGACCAGAGCAAAGCUGGCAAAGACGAAAAUCAUCUUCUUGUCCUUCUCCACAAUCCGCAAGCCGCAAGAUGCAGAUGUCCUCAUUAAAGCUACUGGGAAAGAUUCAAAUACGGUGGCCCGAGAGCUUUUGGCACAGUAUCCCUCAUUCCAGCCGUCAGCUCUCAAGGAUAAAACUGCGCAAAGAGCCGUCGUCUUCAUUGACUCAUUGAAUUCUCUUUCUUCGGCAGCCACUCAGUCCCUGGCCGUCUUCCUUUCAAGCAUCAUCACCCCGGUAGUGUCCAUCGUGGGCGUAUAUCACACCGAUGUACCAGUCAUUCUACCAAAAUCAUUCAACGAAUAUGAACCUCACCCGUUUACGCUGCUAUGCCACCUAGCCACAGCUGUAUUGACGCUAUCAAACCUGCGACAAGAAACCGAACGUCAAAAGGCGCGCAACAGAAGCGUCGUAGAGCCAGAAUGGGGCCUUGAAGAACAUCGCGAGGGUAUCCUCAUUGGCCUCGCAGAAAAGGGCAAAUCAGAGGACCAGGUAGGCGUCGUCAUUAACAUGGAACUACGAAGGAGAAGCGGACGGGCCGUCGACGAAAAGUUUAUCCUCAUGCCCGGCUCUGCAGCGACAAAGUCUAGGGUGGGCAAGCUUUGUCUGCUUACGGAUCACCCUAUGUUUAAGAAGCCCGAAGCCGAACAAGGAGACGGAGGAGACGAACAGCCUGAGAGCACCUUUAACUUGGGGCUUACGGAGAAGCAGCGAAAGGAUAGAGAGGGGAUCGUGUUGCCGUACUUUGAUGCGCAGACGGAUAUUGGAGCGGGCGAGGGAGGCAGAAUUCUGUACGAGAUGGGCAGGGAGGAUGACUUUGACGAUGAAGAAGACGAGAUAUAA